GAGGAGCGAUAGAACGAUGAGCGGAAAAAUGCCGAUGUGACGCUAAUUUGUGCUACGCUGAUAUUAAGUCGAGAAUUUUAUUGUGUCGUAUCUCGGUAGCGCCCGGUCGGCCUCAUCCAGUCGAUAGUCGAGAGAGUGUUUUCUCCUCGGAGAGAAAAUGGACGUUGUCGAAAUUCUGGAUUACAAGCCGGUCACAGAACCCCGCCGCGAAGAGAACAGCAAAUCUGAACGACCGAGAAAGCGCUUGAAAGCCGCGAACGGUGGUCCUUCGACGUCGCGACAACGUGAUGUCGAAGAAGAAGACGAUGACGGAAAUGCCGAGGACGGCAUCCCGGAUCUUCCGGACGCUGAGCUCACUCCCGAGCUCACGGAACAGACUUUGAAGAAAAUGAUACUCCGCUUCGAGCGUCGGAGUCUGAAGAACCGUGAGCUUCGCAUCAAAUUCCCCGAACAGCCGGUGAAGUUCAUGGACGCUGAGAUCGAGCUCAACGAGUCGAUUCAGGAAAUGCACCUGGUGGCAACUCAUCCCGAAGUCUACCCGACUCUCGUGGAGCUGAACACGGUGGAAUCGAUUCUUGGUCUCCUGGGACACGAGAAUUCCGAUAUAGCCAAUGCGGCGGUGGAUCUCUUGCAAGAAAUGACCGACGUUGACACCCUGCACGAAAGCGAGGAGGGAGCCCUGGCGUUGAUUGACUGUCUCAUAGAGAAACGGAUUGUUUCUCAACUAGUGGAAAAUAUGCAGCGCCUCAACGAGCACAACAAAGAAGAGUCUGAAGGUGUGCACAAUUCGCUGGCUGUGGUAGAACAUAUCAUCGAGUUCCGACCGGAAUACGCUGUGAAUGCCGCUCAAGAAGGCUUGAUGGCGUACCUUCUGAAACGACUACGAGCGAAACUGCCUUUCGACACAAACAAACUAUACGCGUCGGAAAUCCUCGCGAUUCUCCUGCAGGAUUGCGAGCCCAAUCGGAAAAUGCUCGGGGAGAUCGACGGAAUCGACAUACUUCUUCAACAGCUCUCGCACUUCCGCCGUCAUGAUCCGGGGAACUCGGAGGAGUUCGAGAUGAUGGAGAAUCUUUUCGAUAUUCUCUGUUCUGCCCUCCUACUGCCGGCCAACAGGGAUAGAUUUUUGAAGAGUGAAGGUCUCCAACUGAUGAAUCUUCUACUGAAAGAGAAACGUCAGUCCCGUUACGGUGCUCUGAAAACGCUCGAAUAUGCUCUCCAGGGUCCUGAGGGCGUGGAGAAUUGCAACAAAUUCGUGGACAUACUCGGAUUGAGGAUUCUGUUCCCGAUGUUCAUGUAUACACCAAAAAAGAAGAAGAACAAGAGUUAUACACCCGAGGAACACGAGGAACACGCCUGCUCCAUCAUCUGCUCUUUGCUGAAAAACUGCCGACCUCCUCAGCUAGAACGAUUGCUGAACAAAUUCGUCGAAUGCGAACACGAGAAGGUCGACAGAAUCAUGGAGCUCCAUUUCAAGUAUUUCGAUAAAGUGCAACAGGCAGACCGCGAAAUCGAAAUCGAAAGGAUCGAUUCGGAAGACUACAAUGAAGAUGAAAUUUACAUCGAACGCCUAGAUAGAGGCUUGUUCGCUCUCCAAAUGGUCGAUUAUAUAAUCGUCGAUAUCUGCGCAACUGGUCCGGAAUCGAUCAAGAAGAAGGUUCUACAAGUGCUGAACAUGCGCGGCGGCAGUGUCACGCAAAUCCGGCAGAUAAUGCGCGAAUACGCCGGAAACCUAGGCUUCGACAACGAGGAAACACGCAAGGCCAACCACGACCGCAUCAUGCAACUCGUUGAUCGAUUCUAAGGAGUAGCAUGCCAGGACGAGCGACACUGACGACUCCGUGUAAAAAGCAAAAAAAAUCUCUGAGUGAAUGAA
Molecule: messenger RNA, 1876 nt
Organism: Galendromus occidentalis (western predatory mite)
Lineage: Eukaryota; Metazoa; Arthropoda; Arachnida; Mesostigmata; Phytoseiidae
Product: beta-catenin-like protein 1
Exons: 9
Coding region: 158-1804 (548 amino acids)
Cellular component (GO): spliceosomal complex
Source: RefSeq, a predicted model, not a curated record